AAAUGCGCUCAGUUAUCAAUGUAACUCGUAUGCGGUGGACCAACGACACCUCAUUGUCCCAAUAUAGUCCACACUGUUCUCCUGAACAUGUGUACUGGGAAAAGAAUUCUAAAAAGGUAAAAUUUAUAUGCAUUGUGGACCAAACGGUCAAAAUUCCAUUUCGCGAGAUGACAACGAAGACGAUCGUAACCGGCGUGCUCCAGUAUUUAGUAGUAAGUUAAGUAUGAAUGCUAGAUGUCAGAGAGUAGAAAUAACUACUGCCCGACAAAAUCGCGCAUCUAUACUGCGUAUCACUACAAACAGAAGUCAACAUAGUCAGGAUAUUCGAACACUUCUUCUUGUAUUCGGUACAAGGACAAAAGAAAAGUCACCACAAAAGGACUCUGCACACCUGCGGAAAUUAAGGAAAUAUCAAGGAGCGGUUCAUCAUUAGCGGCUCCUGUGAAAACGUGUCAUUACAAUGAUAAAACACUACACUUAGGUGACCUGAGACCGUCAGUAACAAGCAUCAACAAGAGUUGUGUUGUGCCAUCUAAUACACAUGUUCCAGGAUUGGGAACAGCACAAACUUCGCGAAUCAAGCAAAGCGAAUUAGUUGACAGCUCCUUGAAUAAUUCGCAAGUGGAGUCUAAGCCGCAUUGCUUCGUUACAUCUGAGAUGAAUAAAAAGAAAGAGAUAUCCUCAUGCCUUGGAGACAAUCGUACCCAGCUUGAGCGAGAGAAGUAUCCUACAUCUAACAAGGAAGGCAGUGUAAUGGACAUGGAGCGUCAUCCUUCUUUGGAUAAUGAGAUGGGUCCACCAAAAAUUGAUAACGCACAAGAAGUCUCAGAAAUCACUACAUGCACAACGCCAGUUACCAUGAAAAAAGAACCGGCCACGGAAACAAAACCACCUACAAGCGACAACUCUUGUCAAACGAGUUUCCGCGAGACAAUCACAUGUCCGCUUCGAAGCUGCGGCGAAAGUCCAGUAUUUCAGAAAGAUUCGUUCUCCUUCACUACCGAUAAGAUAAGCAGAUUAAAUUUGCUCGUUAAAAAAACGUUUGCGUGUAUCAGAGCGAAACGCUUCAAUGACACCGUUGCUGCAGAACAGCGGAGUCAGCGAAUUGAACAUCAAUUCCGAGAUCCAGUAAUAUUUACCGCUGCACGAUGCAAUACGCGACCGGAUUCGGCUGUUUACACGAACUCCAGAUCAAGUGAUACUGUGGAGGUGGGACGCUUCCGCGUUCCGAAAGGUGAAUAUACUUCAUAUACGAAAAGGCAGCUACACUUGGUUUGUAGUCGACUGCUAAAUCUGAACAGGCAGCGUCUUCAAGAAGUGGCAUUUGUUACAAAAGAAUUUAGCGCCGUUCAUGAAAUUCUCUCGGAGUUGCUGAACCAGCUUCAGCGCGUGUCCCUUACAUUAAACGAACAACAUGGUGCGGUGCGAGGUUUGACAAAGCUAAUGGAAGAAUUAAUAUCAUCCCGGUACUCUCCAGUUCGAUCUCAGCCUUAUUGUGAUUACGCACACAAAUCCCCCGAUCGCAUGCAGAGCUACACGGCUGUGGAAGAGACAUCUUCUCGCCCAACCAUUUGUCCAUCGACUAGACCUCAGUCGCAAACAAGAACGCCAUGCCACCGUGGUGAACCUUCGACUUUUAAUAGAAGAACAGAUCCAGUAUUUCAAGAGGGCUUGAACCAAGUCUACAUGCACGACAAAAGUAUGUCAACUGAUGUGGGAAGCGACGUUGGGAAACUGGAUGAAAUUAUGGUCACCCAAGGUUCAAGCUGCUUAUCCGAAAGCAUUAUCGGAACAAGCAGUCCCAUUAAUCAGUCACUAAAGACUGCAUCUUUGCGCGCGGAGCAUAAUAAAGACACUACAACAUCCCAUAGACCCAGUAUAAUGCACGAUGAACUGAUUUCCACGACACAGCCUAUCCCCCAUCUUCCCACUUCACAAUGCAGCGAAAAGGGCGAUGGGCUGUUCGACAUUAAUCCAACCGACUUAAUAAGCUCAAUGCCAUCGAGUCCAUGCUCCUCUGAGCCAACGCCGCCCACGAUGAUUGAGGGUGCAUUUGUCAAAAAUGAUAUUGCCUCACGAGGAUUGAAGCAAUACUACCGCAUUGAUUACUUGGAAUCGGAUGGCGGUAAAUGUGCCGACCCAAAUUCGCUCACAGCAUCGGCCACAUCAAGUUUUAAUGGAGAAGGUCAAGCUAGAUCAUCAAAAGAAGUGGUGAAGUUUGCUAAGCAACUUCUGGAGUCCGAUAGGACUAGGAAAUGGCAGAACCACCGACGAUCCGAUUGCAUGAGUAGUCGAAAGGGACUUAAAAACUGUUCUCAAGUCCCAGAACAACGCGUUUGCACGGGGUACCAGUUGCAUUCCUGUAACAAGUUAACACAUGCAAGGCGUAAUUCGCUGAACGCGCACCGUAGAAACAGGACAGGUGAACGCUUUACGCCGGAUUCAGGGAGAAGUCCAGAGGUUCGAGUAACCUGCUUCGGUGAUGUCACUACAGAUUCACUUCCCCCGAGAAUGGUUCCUAGAUCAAAGAAGGUACGACCUAAAUAUGAGCCUUUAUCAUCCCAACCACAUACAAAAAGUGAAGACGGUAUAAAACGGGUGUGGGAAAAUACAGGUGAUCCUGGGCACCACUCAAGUAACCAAACAAGUUCAAUCAGAGAGUGUAUCCCACUGGAGGCCAAAGGUAAUCGUAAAAGUGAGGUCAAUAGUAUAGGCACACUUGAAAAGAACCAAAUAUUCGGUUACCGGAAUCCAAUGUUUUUCAAAGACACGGCGGAUGCUUAUGGCAGAAGGUGUGGCUGUAGUCCGAUCCACACUGAAAGAUGUUCUUCAGGGUGGUCCCUCGUGGGUGGAAGCAAUAAUAACAGCGCUUAUUUGGGUGUGUCAGAGACGACGGAUCAAAAAUAUCACCUUUCGGAUUGUGGGAAUCAAAAUGCAAGUCAGUGUACUGGUUCUUAUUUCAAUGAAAAUCGUAGAAUAUGCGAUCCGAAAGUGCAUUUCAUUACGGGAUCGACUGUACCUGAGGCAGCGGACCAUAAAUCGCUCUUGGAAGGUUCGUCAAAACCUACAGAAUAUGCUCUCCCAGAGCCAGUGCAAACUGGGAAAGAUAGUUUAGUUGCGCAAAAAUUAAGAAUUAGAGCGGAGCAACAGAGGCAAAUAGAUCAGCUAAGACUGAUGGACGAGCUGCGUCAAUUACAACAGCGGAGAGCUGCGUGGCAACUAAAAUGUUCCAAAAUGGAUGGCCGUGCCUUAACACCCGACAGGGAAACUCUCAGAGUUUUGGGAGAGCCCAAGGUUCACACUGCAUUAAUACCCUCUAAGCAGGAUGGUAGGGUGUCAGAACCACCAAGCGAACCAUCUUGUGAUACGUCAUCUAGAGGAUCUGGCCAUGUCGAUCGGAAAUGGCUUGGAGCCCGCACCGAACAGCAGGAGAAACAGCUGCAGGAAUCAACCAUACCGGUAACUUCCAAUUCGAACAGAAGGGGCGGCGCGCAGCAAAUGGUUGAUUUUCAAUGCAGAGCGGAGGAAAGAACUAACUUCCACGACGGACGCUUAUCGCUGAGUGAUCGACAUGAUACAACAGUUCUCUCUGACCCCACGCCUUCCAUAAGAGAAAAGUUGCGCACCGAAAUGAGGGAUGGUGUUCCUGACAGCGCCGUCUGGAAACAAAGAUUUGUGCCUACUGAGGCACACCAGUCAGUUACACUGAACGGGGAGCAGGUGCCUAGAGGGAAUCCGGGAGUAGAAUGCAGUGAGGAUCCAUUGACCAAUUCGUGCAAAACCCAUAAGUACAUGGACGCAAAAACAUCGGGACACGAGCGCAAUAUGGUCCCCGAUUGCACUCAAUUCGUGCAUUGGACUUGUGUAACAUGCAGAGCGCACACUACAUCCCCAAAGUGGAACCAUCCAGGCCACUGUUGUCACUGCAUCCACCAACGGAUGCUUGCUACAUGCGGUUGCUGCCAUUACCCCAAGCACUUCACCACUGCAUCGCCAGGGAGAAUCUCAUUCGGUGGAGAACAGAGGAACCUAUCAACUGACACCAGUGCGUCAGAAUCAUGUUCUACUUCGAGCUCACCAAUAUCUAGUAGCAGCGGACAGAGUGAAGACCUUGAUGUAUCGAGCAUCAGUGAAACUUCGGAUUCGAAGCAACAGCACUAUUAUGCAAUGAGACUGCCCGAAAGCAGCUACGCUUAUAACAAGCAAGAGUGUCUGUGCGUUGAAGGAAACAGACGCCUUCAUCGUGGUCAGCACCAUCAUCAUUUCGAUUGCGAUCCCACACAAUCGAUGGGUUCCGCAUGUUUGCAUUGGUUCCCAACCCCACCGUACUGUAACGGUAUCACCGCUCAGGCGAGACAUGUGCUGUCCUCUGCAUCACACCACCUUUGUGCGCAGCUCUGUCACACGAACAUGCAUGUCAUGGGUCAUCCGACGAUUACCAGACCUCAAAUGUAUAUGACCAAACCAUACACGGUUAAAGAGGUGCAGGGUGGCAUAGCCCCAUCCAGAUGCAGCGUUCGCUUCAAACUGCCGGAUUCCGACCCUGAAAGCGGAGAGAAAUAAAGUGCAGUUCCAAUGCACCAUUGGAAAUCCUUGUAAACAUGACAUCAUUUCUCCCGGUUUUUAUGUGUGCUACUGUGGCGGUUGAGUCAUUGGCUAGAAAGUAGUAUUCAAAAAUCAAAGAGCCAUUUGCAACCAUCUUAUGUAACCUACCCGAUUAGACCGGCGCACGCGCAUCUCCUUACGAGGAUUUCGGUUCCUAAUGGUGCCGACAUGUUUGCUGAAUCAUUCUCAACCUCAUAGGCCCUUUGGAAAGCGCGUAACAUCCUUACGGGCAAACGCAUGUUGAAUAUAUAAGGUGGACACAGCUUGC
Messenger RNA from Dicrocoelium dendriticum, 4873 nucleotides. The record is from the annotation of a GenBank genome assembly. NCBI's taxonomy places the organism in Eukaryota, Metazoa, Platyhelminthes, Trematoda, Plagiorchiida, Dicrocoeliidae.